AUGUGCCGCUCAGGACCCCACAGCUCUGCCAGGACCUGCAGCACCACAGCCCUGGGCAUGGCUGUGAACGAGAGCAGCGACUGUUUUCUGACAAACAGAGUACUAGAAAAGUAUUAUCUCUCCACCAUGUACAGCCUCGAGUUCACUUUAGGUGUCAUUGGAAACACCAUCGUGGUGUUUGGCUAUAUUUUCUGCCUGAAAAAAUGGAAAAGUGGCAACAUCUACCUGUUCAAUUUAUCCAUAUCGGAUUUGUUAUUUCUGUGCACUCUGCCAAUACUGGUGAACAGCUACUCCCACGAUCAGUGGUCAAAGGAGGACAUCCUGUGCCACAGCAACAGAUUCCUGCUGCAUGCCAACCUGUACAGCAGCAUCCUCUUCCUCACCGCUAUCAGCGUUGACCGGUACCUGCUCAUAAAACACCCCUUCGGGGACCACGUCCUCCAGAGGAGGAGAACGGCUGUUAUGGUGUCCGUCGCCAUAUGGAUUGGGGUGAUCCUGGAGCUGCUGCCGCUGGUGCAUUUCCUGGAGCCUCUAACACCCACCAAUAAUUACAAGUGCCUUGAUUAUGCCAGCUCUGGAGACCCCGCGACAAACCUCAUCUACAGCAUGUUCCUGACCGUCUUUGGUUUCCUCGUCCCUCUCCUGACCAUGUGCCACUUCUACGUGAAGAUGGUCCGUGUCCUUAAAACCAGGAGAGAGCAGGGCAGUUCUGGCCUGACCCUGGAGAAGCCCCUUGCCCUGGUGAUCCUCACGGUGGCUAUCUUCUCCCUGCUCUUCACUCCCUACCACGUCAUGCGCAACGUGCGGCUGGCGUCCCGAGUCCCGGCCUUGAACGUCUCCGAGUGCACGCAGGAAGUCAUCAGCACCAUUUACAUCAUCACGAGACCCUUUGCCUUUCUGAACAGUGCCAUUAACCCCGUUUUUUAUUUCCUGAUGGGUGACCACUUCAGAGACAUGCUGAUGGCCAAAAUAAGACAGCUCCUGGGCAGGCCGACAGCCACUGGGAAGUGAAUGAGGAAGGAGACCCCUUGCAGUGGGAGAGGUCCGGCAGGAAACUCUCUUAGGGAGAGCGUUCAGCGGUGCCACUGUUUCUAGACGACUUUAUUCACGCAAUAGAAUAGAGAUGAGCUGAUUGUGUUCCUCUAAAUGCACCGGUUACCUUAUUGCACAGGAGGCUUCUGCUGAGCUGCCCCCAGCCGAGCGGGAGGGAUGCUCUGCUCAGCCCCAGCAGGGCAGCAGGACCCAGCUCUCGGACCCGCGUACCCACAGCCCGCUAACGCUGCAAUCGAAAGUCCUCGGAGGGAAAACCCUGCUCUCAGACAGCUGCUCUGUGAGCCCUAGCACGGGCCUGGGCUGGGACAGAAUGUGCCCUCAUACAUCACCAGGACAGGCACAGCCACUUCCCAGGGUGUGCAGUUACCUGGCCUCAACAUAACUGUCUGUAAGUGCCCGUGGAAUUCUAGAGCCUGGAGCAGAAUUUAGACCUCGGAGUUCAAACUUCAUUAGCAGUUCUACUAAUGAACAGGGAGCUAAUGAGGAGCCAGUCCCUGCCUGAUCCCCGCAGGAUCGAUCAGCAGCACAAGCUGCUCUCCGAUGGACUGACCCGACUUCCAACUGGCAGCGGAAAGAUCGAUGGAGUAAACGAGCCGCUGUGAGC
Molecule: messenger RNA, 1657 nt
Organism: Hirundo rustica (Barn swallow)
Lineage: Eukaryota; Metazoa; Chordata; Aves; Passeriformes; Hirundinidae
Gene: SUCNR1
Product: succinate receptor 1
Exons: 3
Coding region: 1-1011 (336 amino acids)
Biological process (GO): G protein-coupled receptor signaling pathway
Cellular component (GO): plasma membrane
Molecular function (GO): G protein-coupled receptor activity
Source: RefSeq, a predicted model, not a curated record